Molecule: messenger RNA, 5927 nt
Organism: Cyprinodon tularosa
Lineage: Eukaryota; Metazoa; Chordata; Actinopteri; Cyprinodontiformes; Cyprinodontidae
Gene: grid2ipb
Product: glutamate receptor, ionotropic, delta 2 (Grid2) interacting protein, b
Exons: 26
Coding region: 570-4946 (1458 amino acids)
Molecular function (GO): protein binding
Source: RefSeq, a predicted model, not a curated record
AGCGAACAUUUUGAGCGUCCCCACACACGGAUCUGCAGAAUUCCAGGCAGCACAUGCUCCAAUUAGUGCUCAUCAGGCUUCCUCACAACGACGCAGAGUGAUUCUGGGCCAGGAGCGGUCCCUCAGAGAGCCACUUAGCCAAAAGAGGAGGAGGAGGAGAAAGACACCGUGGUGUAUUUAUAGAAAAAAUGAGGCCUUACAACAGCCUUUUUUUGGAGAGCGAAUUAUUAAGGAACUGAGGUGCGUGGGUGCAUGCGUCCCAGUUUUCUGAUUACCAGUGUGCAAGCUGGCUAGCCUUAGGAUGAAUCAGGGAUGAGACACAGGACUAACUCCUUGACACACUCACAGAGAGACUGCACCGGCUUUUUAGUGCUCCCUCACCCUUCGCUCAUGACGAGGCUGAUGGGCUUUUAGGGUGGAGAAAUGGGGCAGCAUUUUCAACCUGUGUCCUUUUCUGCCUGACUUCAGGGUUGUGGGAUUUAAAUGUUUUUGAAAUUUUUUGCUGCUCUUGAGCAGACACUUUGGUUCCCAGCCUGCCAGCAGGUUAUCCAGCAAUCUGAACAAGCAAGAUGAAGAAGUUUUUGCAAAAUAAAAAGGGCAGAUAUUCGUUUCGACAAAGCAAACGUGGCCCUCGGUGUCCAUCUAAAGAUUUCUUCCUCAGCAUGCCAACAUCCAACCAAGGCUGGCCAGAGGACUUCGGCUUCCAGCUCGGCGGUAAUGGACCCAGUUACAUCCUGUCAGUGGAGGAAGGCAGCAGUGCCCACCUGGCAGGGCUGCAGGCCGGGGAUCAGGUGCUGGAGAUCGAGGGCCACAAUGUGUCCACUCUGGCUCCGCAAGCCGUCAUCGCCAUCGCUCAGACUCAGAAGAACAUCCCUCCCAGUAUUGGGGUGGUGUCCCGUAUACAGCAGAUGGAGAUCAUACCAGGUCCAGAUGGUCGGUUUGGCUUCACCAUUGUGGGAGACUGCCCCCUGCUGGUGGAGGACUGCUCCCCGUGUUCGCCAGCUGGUCGAGCCGGUCUGAGGGCCGGGGACUACGUCAUGGAGGUGAACGGCAUCCCCGUCAGGCACCAUGAGAUGGCCGCAACACUCAUCAAGGCCUCCCAGGGGAGGACGCUCCGUUUGGGCGUGCUGACUCUGGGUCAAAAGCACAAGCAGAGCACCAGCCUGGAGGACAACCAGAUGGGAGGAGAGUGGGCCAGGCUGGAUCGCAAACACAAGGCUGUGGAGUUCAACAAGAAGGUCGACCAGAUUUUGGGAGACGAUCCAGAGGUGAAAGAGAAGCUCUUCUCUGUGCUGAAGCAAUACGCAGCAGAGAAGAGAGUGGAGUGGUUAGCUUCGGUGCUGCCAGAGAUCCUCGCCACCGAUGAGCACCGACAGCUCAUCUCCAGCAUCAGAAUCUUCGUCCCCAAGAAGCACCGGCAACGCUUCGACGAGGCCGUCUCCCAAAACGUGAUCAACCGACUCUGUCGCAGCAAGAGCAUCAGCGAGCCGCAGGGCAGGAUCCGGCGCAGUCGGAGCGAGGACCACUCCGACCGCCGACACGGGUCCAAGCGGGCAAGCUCUGUGCCCAGGGAUGGAGGCGAACCAGAGAAGGAGAGGGGCGUAAGAAAAUCUGGGUCUGGGGUACCCACACACCCCCCACUCGGUCCCAAUCAGAGGGUUAUCCGUGUCUACAGAGGGAAAAAGAGCUUCGGCUUCACGCUGCGAGGUCACGCUCCCGUCUGCAUCGACUCCGUCAUCCCAGAUAGUCCUGCUGAGGAAUGUGGACUGAAACCAGGCGACCGCAUCCUGUUCCUCAACGGACUGGACAUGAGAAAUUGUUCCCAUGAGAAGGUGGUGUCGAUGCUGCAGGGCAGCGGAGCAAUGCCCUCUCUGGUGGUGGAGGAGGGUCCGUCGGACUUUUCUUCAGACCAAACCGACCCAGAGGAUUCCCAGAGUCUGGCUCCAACAAUGGUUCCUCGCUCCAGCAGGUCUCCGGCCCUCAGCUCCCUGCGGUGGGUGGCUGAGAUCCUUCCACCGAGCAUUAAGGUUCAUGGGCGGACCUUCAGCCAGCAGCUGGAGCAUCUGCUCACCAUCCAGGAGAGAUACACCGUCUGCAAGGCCUUAGAGACCUUCUUCCAGCACAGGAACGUGGACACCCUGAUCGUCGACAUCUUUCCAGUGUUGGAUACUCCAGCCAAACAGCUGAUCUGGCAGUUCAUCUACCAGCUCCUGACCUACGAUGAACAGGAGCGCUGCCAGAGCAAACUGUCCCGUUUCCUUGGCUUCAAGAGCAGUGUAUUGUUAGAUCCUGAUGGAGCUCCAGAGCACCACAAACGAAGCAGCUCCAUGCGUGUGACCGGGUCAUCCUAUCGCAGCAUCGUCAGAGAUAGGAGCUCCGAUGACUGCAUCAUCGGGACUCACCUGGGAAUGGGAAUUCAUGUGGAUGAAUCUGGGAGCCCGGAGGAGAGGCAGUCAGGAGAUGGGACCUCCUUCCCAGAAUCCCCCGACCUUAGCCAUAUGACAGGUGUGUACACGGAGCUGGAGAACAUGUACACAGGGAAGAGCGUCUCCCCCGCAGAGCCUGAGGUGGUGGGACAGACUGAGGCCUACGGCCGCUCUCUCUCCCCCCUCACGCUGCCCCCUCUCACAGGCAACAGAAAGUCCGGCCUAUCCCUCUCCUGGAAGGAGCCUCUUCCCACCACUGUGUAUGAGAUCCAGCACCAGAGCAGCGUGGAGUCCAACCCCUAUGUCAGCCUGGAGAGCCCCCCUGCCUCCCCUCCGCACCCGGACAGCGGUCCCAACACCCUGACCCGCGGCAAGAAGCUGUUCACCUUCUCUCGCCCGCCUCGGAGCCGAGAUACAGACAAGUUCCUAGACGCCCUGAGCGAGCAGCUGGGCCACCGGGUCACUCUGGUCGACGACUUUGUGCCCGGCGAGAACGACUAUGAAGAGAUUGAUGACGUUGGUCGUCAUGGUUUCAGAAGAAGAACUGCACCUAUGAGUUUCCCAGACGACCAGGACUUCCUUUCCCGCCACCUCAGCAGCGGCAGCAGCGAGGAGCACUGCAGCAGCGAUGAGGCCUCCUCUCCCACCUACUCCUCUGGUUCUGAACCGAUCCCACCGCCUCCCGACCAGAGCCCUCCGCCCCCUCCUCCUUUCCAGGCUCUUAUACCUCCUCCUGUCCAGUUCACCGACCCUCUGCCCCCCGUGCGUUUCUCUCCGGAGCACGUCCCCCGCAGCCGGAUGCCCUUCCAGCCGCAUCACCCCAUCAUCCCUCCACCCCCGCCUCCUCCCAGGACCCUCCUGUCCAGCCGCUCACCUCUGCACAAACCCAGCAGAGAGGAGGUGGAGAAAGCUCGGCAGCGCUUCAGAGCCUCAUCCACUAGGUUCACGCAGGGCAUUGCCCCGCUGAACUUCUCGACUCUGCGGUCCUCCCAGCCGUCUCGCGCCAGCUACCUCCCCCGUCAGCUGAGCCAGCCCCAACCCGUCCGCCAGCCGUCCCCCCAGCCGCUGAGGCCGAGCCAGCUGGUCCUGCACAGGCACCACCAGCUCCACCACCAGCACAGCUACCAGGGUCCCCUCCCAGCAUCCCUGCAGGACCCCAGCCCAGCCCAGAACCAAAGCUCCUCGGUGCUGUCCCAGCCUCCCGCCUCCCACUCCUCCCUCCCCACUCACACCUCCAGCUUCGAGAGCUCACCACAGGAACUCCAGUCACAACAGGCUCCACCUCCUCCUCCUCCACCACUGCCUCCACCUUGCGACCCACCUCCUCUGCCCAAACCGGGCCAGCAGGCGUCUGACACCAACCACAUGAGUGUGAAGAGGCUGCGCUGGGAGCAGGUGGAGAACUCAGAGGGAACCAUCUGGGGUCAGCUGAGAGAAGAUUCCGACUAUGACAAGCUGAGUGACAUGGUGAAGUACUUAGACCUGGACCUGCACUUUGGAGCUCAGCGCCGACCCAAACCAGCCUUCCUGCCAGAGAACCUCAAGAAGAAAGACGUGGUGGAGAUACUGUCCCAUAAGAAGGCCUACAACGCCUCCAUACUCAUUGCACAUCUGAAGCUGUCCCCUGAGGAGCUGCGCCAGGUUCUGAUGAACCUGAACACAGACCGGCUGGAGCCGGCCCACAUCAAGCAGCUGCUGCUCUACGCCCCCGACGAGGAAGAGGUCAAGCAGUACGAGCGCUUCGAGCAGGACCCGGCCAAACUCAGCGAGCCAGACCAGUUCAUCUUCCAGAUGUUGAUGGUUCCGGAGUAUAAGACCCGCUUGCGCAGCCUCCACUUUAAGACCACGCUGCAGGAGAGGACGGAGGAGAUGAAGGUGGCCUUUGACUACAUCUACAAGGCCUCAGUGGAGCUGAAGAGCAGCAAGAAGCUGGCUAAAAUCCUGGAGUUUGUUCUGGCGAUGGGAAAUUACCUGAACAACGGCCAGCCUAAGAGCCACAGGACGACCAGCUUCAAGAUUAACUUCCUCACUGAGCUAAGCACCACGAAGACGGUGGAUGGAAAGUCCACCUUCCUUCACAUUCUGGCCAAGUCUUUGUGCCAACACUUUCCUGAGCUGCUGAACUUCCCUGCAGACCUGCUGACAGUUCCCCUGGCGGCUAAAGUGAACCAGAGAGCGAUCACCACAGAGCUGAAUGACCUUCACACUACAGUCCAGGACAUUCGCACAGCCUGCCAGAAGAUCCCAGCAACAGCUGAGGACCACUUUGCUUCUGUUAUGAGUAGUUUUCUGGAGAACAGUCAUCCUGCCAUCCAGUCUCUGGAGUCCCUGCAGUCCCGAGCCAUGGAGGAGUUCUCCAAGGUGGCCUCCUACUUCGGAGAGGACAGCAAGUCCACCAGCACAGACGCCUUCUUCGGCAUCUUUGCAGAAUUCAUGGCCAAGUUUGAGAGAGCGCUCAGUGAGACCCAGACGACUGAAAACCCACGAAGCCCUCGACUGUCUUCUCCUCUGGCCUGGUAGGAUCUAGAAGGUUCCUCCCUGCUGUCCAUCAACCAAAGUGCCAAGAACCCCACUGAGACGCUCACACCCACAGGAACAGAGACACGGUCCGCUCCAGGACACUGGACCCACCCAGACCGGACCACAUCAGGUGCUGGAACCGGUGUCCACAUGUCCAACAUCUGCUGGACAUUAUUUCCAUCUCUUUUUACAGGAGAAUGUUAUUUAUUCUUAUUAUUGAAAUGUGUGACAUCACAUGCUUUAGUUUAGCAGCUUUAGAAGGUUGGUUCUGACUCGCUCCACCCGGGGCUCGUCUGGAGACGGGUCCAUUGAUGUCCUGAAAGGUCCGGUGGAUCUCAGUAAGGCUCAGAACCGAGAGCUCCAGGAGAUGCUCCAAAUGGGAGGAAAUUCCUGAAGAAGAUGGUUCCUCUGAAAACUCUUUUCAUUCCUCUGGACCUUCUUAUCUUGGUUAAUCGAACAUCCUGCACGGUUCAUUACGAUCUCAGCUGUUUGACUUUGGGCUGAAAAUCUCAACGGUUGAAAUAAAAGAAAAUAUUUUCUGCAGGUCAAUCUGAUGCAGGGGUCUGCAACCUGCAGCUCUUUGUACUCCCCAAAAUGGCCCUAAAUAGUUUAUUAAAAUGAUAUAAAGAACCAAAUAAUGCAGUAGCCUUUUAAAUUUGAUUUAAUUUUCAUAUAAGAAAUAUGGAUUAUUAGAAAUAUGUUUUCUUUUUUCUUUUCAUUAACUUGCUAUUUAUGUUUCUACAUCUGAUAAACCUAUAUGCAAAAAUUCAUGCUUCAUCUUUCUGAAAAUAAAAAUAACCUGUUUGUUGUUUAAAAUGGCAACAGAAAAAACAAAAUUGAUGUUUUUCUGAAUUAUGAUAGAAUGAAGAGAACAUUUAGCCCCAAAUUGUGACACUUAUAGCUAAAACCAGCACACAAUUUGGAUCAUUACCAAAUUUAAAGAAUUGUUCCAUGGCAUGAGGCUGAACUCUGGUAAAAAAA